This is a messenger RNA of Salpingoeca rosetta, 4302 nucleotides long. RefSeq lists its product as uncharacterized. The record is from RefSeq and is a predicted model, not a curated record. Gene Ontology annotation, molecular function: nucleic acid binding; ATP binding. The transcript has 32 exons. Bases 163 to 4302 code for a protein of 1379 amino acids. Lineage: Eukaryota; Choanoflagellata; Craspedida; Salpingoecidae.
GGGAAAACUCAAACUGAAAGUGGAUGGUGUGAAGGACAGCAAUCUUCAUGGCGUUGUGCAGUGGACUAGUGGAAUCACGUAUUGAAGCGCAGGGCAUAGGGGCAGAGGGGCGUGACACCCGGGUCUCUGCUUAGUACCUCCCUCUCCCUCACGUCAACGAGCAUGGCGGACGAGGUGCGCCGCAUCCUGUAUGGCAGCGGCCGCAGGCGUGUAUUUGUGCCACCAACAAAGGCCGCCACCACCACGCACUCGGCCAAGGAGGUGCCCAACACCAGCAAUCAUGUCAAAGACCAGCAGAACCAGAAGCAGCAACACCAACAACAGCAACACCUACAACAGGAACGACAAGAACAGCCACAGCAGCAGCGGCAACAACAACACCAAGGCCAGCAGCAACCACAGCAGGAGCACGACACGCGAGCACAACAGAAAACGCUCGAUGCGACAUCUGCACCACCACCCACCUCCCCCCGCUCCGCCCCUGGCGUUGUCCCUGAAAGUCACGACUUGCAAUCCCGUUCCACCCGAGAAGAAACUCCAACGCCAGCCCUCUCACGCCCUCAGGCAGCACAGCAAGUGCUGGCUGAGCAUGAUAGUAUCGAGAGCUUCGAGGAUGUUGCCGACGACGUGGAUAUCGAUGCUGAUCACGAUCCUCUUGGGCUUGGUGCCAGUCGUUCACAGCAAACACAAGCGCAGCAACGGCGGCAACAACAACAACAGCAACAUGGGGUCGACCAGCAUCGCCCAGACAGCGUUCCCGUGUCUGCUGUUGACGAGCCUUAUCGACAGGUCUUCAAAAGCAUCCGCUCCUUCAACCGUGUGCAGAGCCUGUGCUUCAAUGAUUUGUACCACAGCACCGACAACGUUGUGAUCAGUGCACCCACGGGAUGUGGCAAGACAGCGUGCAUGGAAUUGGCAAUGCUGCAAGUGCUCAAAGCACGUACUCCCACAGACAAGGCCAUUGUCAUCUACAUUGCGCCGAUGAAAGCGUUGUGCGACGAACGCGAGCAAGACUGGAAGGAGAAGCUGUCUCCAUUGGGCCUGUGUGUGAUGAAGAUCACCGGCGAUUCGCAGCUGGAGGAUCUCCGCAACAUCAGCUCUGCAGAUGUUGUCAUCACCACACCGGAGAAAUGGGACAGCAUGACGAGGCGGUGGCGGGACAAUCAGGCGCUAGCACGACACGUGCGCUUGCUGCUCAUCGACGAGGUCCACGUGAUUGGUGAGGCGAACAGAGGACACACACUCGAGGUCGUCGCCACACGCAUGAAGACGAUGGCCAUGGGGACUAAGGACCACCCCGGCAUCCGCAUCGUCGCAGUGUCGGCCACUGUUCCAAACCUGAACGACGUCGCAAAAUGGCUGCGCACGAAUGAACGAAAGCCAGCACGCGCGCACCUUUUUGGCCCGGAGUUCCGGCCCGUCCCGCUGUCGCUGCACGUGGAGGGAUUUCGGGGAUUUGAUCGUCCUGGCGACGCAUUCAAGUUUGACCACUUUCUCAACAACAGGAUCCAGGAUGUGGUGAACAAGCACAACCCGGAGCACCGCCCGACGCUCGUGUUCUGCCUCACGCGCAAGUCAACCUUCGAAACAGCGCGGGCGCUGAAAGGGCUGGCGACGCAGAGCCCACGCAUCCGCAUGUUUCUUGGAGAACUCCGCGAACAGAGCAGACGCUUGCUUGAUACCAGCGUUCGAGAUCUGGUGAGCCAGGGCGUUGGGGUGCACCAUGCCGGGUUGGCUCCAGCGGACCGCGCCCUCAUUGAACGCCUUUUCCUCCAGGGGAAACUCCUCGCCCUCACCGCAACCACAACCUUGGCCAUGGGGGUCAAUCUCCCAGCCCAUUUGGUGAUUGUGAAGGGAACGAGCCAGUACAAUCCCAGUGGCACAAAGGAGUUGAGCGAGAGCCAGAUCCUACAGAUGGUAGGCCGGGCUGGGCGCCCCCAGUUUGACCGCACUGCCGUUGCUGUCGUCCUCACCAGCAUGGUGCAGAAAACCGUCUACGAGGCGUCACUCAAGGGCGCAAAACCCAUCGAAUCGAGUCUGCACAAGCAGUUGAUUGAGCACAUCAACGCGGAGGUGUCAUUGGAGACCAUCCAGAGUGUGGAGGACGCCAUGGAGUGGCUACAGUCCACAUUCUUUUACAUCCGCGCACUCAAGAAUCCAUCUCACUAUGGGGUUGAGGGCUCGACGCAGGCGCUGGAAGAUCACAUGCGGCGGGUGUGCUUGAACAACCUCAACGAGCUGCACAAGGCCAAGCUGAUCGUGCUGGAUGACGCCCUCUCCUGUCAGAGCACAGGGUCGGGAAAGACCAUGGCCAAGUACUACGUCGCCUUCAAGACGUUUCAGCUCUUUGAGGAAAUGAAGACCAAAGGAACCGUGGAAAGCAUUCUGCUGGCGCUGUGUCGCGCGCACGAGUUUGAGGAAAUUCGCCUGCGCCACCAGCAGAAACGAAAGCUCAAGCUUCUCAACUGGAAGAAAAAGUCGGAGGAUCGCCAGAUCAUUAGAUAUCCAAUGAAGGAAGGAAACGGCUGCAUCCGCACCCCGCAAAUGAAGAUCAACUGUUUGAUUCAGGCUGCGCUUGGUGGAUUGAAGGUCGACGACAUGCAACUGACGCAAGACACCCAGGCCAUUUUCAAGUCGUCUUUUCGCGUCAUGCACUGCUUUCUUGAGUACCUGUACCUGAUCAAGGACGGUGUGCCCUUUGACACUGCACACGCAGCGGUCACACUCAGCAAGUGUCUUCAAGCAAGGCUUUGGUGGGACAGCGAACACGUGACCAAACAGCUACCAAGGAUUGGUGCCACCUUGUCCCAGGCCUUUGUUGACGGCGGUCUCGAUUCGCGCCAGAAGCUCCUGCGUGCCCCUCACGUCCAACUCGAAGCGCUCGCAAAGCGACAUCCGCCCUUUGGCAGCAAGUUGCAAGCGUCGCUGCACGAGUUCCCGGAGGUUGUGGUGGACGUGGAGCAGACGGACGAUUUCAGUGCCAAGCGGUCGCGGGUGGAGGUGCGCGUGCGAGUGCACAACACGUCCACAGCGCGCGCAAAGCCCGGGGACCACGUGCACAUGAUCGUCGCCACCCCAGACGACACCAUUGCCUACUGGACCAAACUCACGCUGUCCAAGUCGCUGCUAAGCGGCGCUGAGACGAUGCGUGUGGUGACGAUACCGCGAUCCGAUCGGGGAAACACGUGCUGCGUGCACCUCAUUCACUCGAGACUGGUGGGUAUCGACGUCCACAAGCGCUUCGAGCCAAAGUUUGCGCCCUUACCCGCUUCCGCAACCAAGGCAGCUGCACCAAAGCGACGUGGGACCAAGGGCACAAAGUCCACCACCACUACCAGUGCACCAUCACGAACGGAGACAAAAGCCAACACAAGCGAUGAUCUGAUUUCCAUGCAUCUCGACGCGCUGCUUGACAGCGACGAUGACGAUGACGAUGGCUGUAGCAAUGGCGGUGGCAGUGGGAACACGGCCAGUCGCUCUUCAACACUGCAGCAACAGCAACGGCAACAGCAGCAGCAGCAGCAGCGGUGCACUGCAAACUCCGCCAAGAGGGCCAAGGUGGGUUCGCAGGCGUCCUCUCAACGGCAGACACUACAGCAGCACAAGGUGCAGCGUAAGGCGGGAGGCGGUGGUGGCCGGGGACCAAAUGCCACAGCAGCUUUGCGCAAAGGCAGCGACAGCAGUCGCACCGGUGUUCAAGGGCGACCCCACACCUUUGUUUCUCACGGCAAGGAAAAUCUGCACCCAAUGAGCAAAGCUCGGGCCACAUCUGCGCCAAACCCGAAGCAACAACAGCCCGUGAUGAAGGUGAGGCGUGCUCGGCGCGCUGGUGUUGGUGGAACAGCCAUUGCGGGACGAUUGCUGACGUCAUAUCAACACCCGACGGCAUCACAACAGCAACUUCACCGCGGUGGUGCUUCGUCAUCAUCGGUCAACCCUCUGUCUUCGCUCAGCCACGUGCGCCAGCAGCAUCAACCCCCCCUUGGUCCAGGCGUUGAGGGGCCUGUGCCGAUGAUGCAGCCACCUCAGGGCACACCUUCGUUUGGCUCCUUCUCCUCUUCCGUGUUUGACAGCGUGCCCUGUUUUGUGGGGCAGCACUCGCACGACAAUCCCCAGCGGCACCAACGGCAGCACCAACGGCAACACCAGCGGCAGCACAGCGUUGCUGCUUGGCUUGGCCUGUCCUCGUCUUCUUCUCACCAGAUGCCUGCCUCUCACCCACACGCAGCACAACGACAGCCACGCGAUGCUGACAUGAUGUGGCAAUCCCCAAAGUCCUUCCUGUCCGAUUUUCUCCUGUAA